AUGCAAAAUGCAAAAAGGGGAUAUGUCCCCGUGUCUCAAGGGAUAGCGAUCUCUAAGGACCAGUGUCCGAAAUCAUUGGAUGAGAAGGACCGCAUGAAUAAAGUUCCAUAUGCUUCAGCAAUAGGAUCUAUCAUGUAUGCAAUGGUAUGUACUUGCCCAGAUGUCUCGUAUGCUUUGAGAAUGACGAGCAGAUACCAGUCUAAUCCAGGUGAAGGUCACUGGAAAGAAGUCAAGAAUAUUCUUAAGUACCUGAAAAGAACUAAAGAUUCAUUCUUGGUGUAUGGAGGAGAGGAGAAACUCGUUGUAAAAGGUUACACCGAUGCAAGUUUCCAAACAGACAGAGAUGAUACUGUAUCACAAUCUGGUUUUGUGUUUUGUCUAAACGGAGGUGCUGUAAGCUGGAAGAGUUCAAAGCAAGAAAUAGUAGUUGAUUCUACAAUGGAGGAUGUGUACAUUGCAGCUUGUGAAGCAGCUAAGGAGGCCGUUUGGAUUCGAAAGUUCAUUUCUGAUUUGGGAGUGGUUUCAUCGAUCACAGAUCCCAUUGAUCUAUACUGCGAAAAUAAUGGAGCCAUUGCACAGGCUAAAGCACCUAGAUCUCACUCCCGGGCCAAACAUAUACUCAGGAGAUUUCACCUUAUUCGAGAGAUUAAUGAAAGGGAUGAUAUACACAUAUGUAAAGUGCACACAAAUGAUAACAUUGCAGACCCACUGACCAAAGGCUUGUCGCAACAGAAGCACGGUGAUCACACUAGUUCCAUGAGUAUUAGAUAUAUGGGUGAUUGGCUCUAG
This is a messenger RNA of Daucus carota subsp. sativus, 789 nucleotides long. Its product is annotated as secreted RxLR effector protein 161-like. The transcript has a single exon. The record is from RefSeq and is a predicted model, not a curated record. The coding region runs from base 1 to 789 and encodes 262 amino acids. NCBI's taxonomy places the organism in Eukaryota, Viridiplantae, Streptophyta, Magnoliopsida, Apiales, Apiaceae.